Molecule: messenger RNA, 2083 nt
Organism: Clunio marinus
Lineage: Eukaryota; Metazoa; Arthropoda; Insecta; Diptera; Chironomidae
Source: the annotation of a GenBank genome assembly
GUUCACUUCGUUUUGGCAAAUCGUUCAGUACAGCUGAUCUCUUUUCUUUGACCGGUUGUAAAUUUUAAAACGUGCCUCAUUUUUUGUUGUUGUGAAUUGAUAGAAGAAAUAGUUAAAUCUCUGUAGAUUAAAAAUGAGCGAAUUUUAAUAUUCUUAAUAUCAUAAAUUAGUUUAUAUCUUGUUUGUUCUUCGUAAUUCUAAAGUUCAAAGUUAUUUUUAAAUCAUAAUUAACUAUUUUUCUUAUCAAAAUGUCGAAAUUCCCUGGUGAACAAAUGUCUAAGUCCGAAACAAUUGAGCUUCGUAAUAAGAUUAUUGGGAAGUCUUGCCAAUUAUUCUACAAAAACGAUCCACUUAAGAUCGUUCGAGGAAAGGGACAAUUCAUGUACGAUGAAGAAGGAACUCGUUAUCUCGACUGUAUCAAUAAUGUGGCAACGGUUGGUCAUUGCCAUCCAAAAGUCGUUCAAGCGGGUUCGAGUCAAAUGUCAGUAAUAUCAACAAACAAUCGCUUCCUUCAUGAUGAACUUAUAAAAUGCGCCCAAAAUCUCAUCGAGAGAAUGCCACAUGACUCAUUAUCAGUUUGCUUCUUUGUCAACAGUGGGAGUGAAGCUAAUGAUUUAGCACUUCGUUUGGCGAGAGCUCAUACACAACAGAAAGACAUCAUCACAUUAGAUCACGCUUAUCAUGGUCACAUCAUAUCGUGUAUGGAAAUUUCACCUUACAAAUUUAAUCGGCCCGGCAAUAUUGACGUGAAGAAACCCGAUUUUGUGCAUGUCGCUUCAUGUCCCGACGUUUAUCGUGGAAAAUAUCGCAACAUUGAUCAUCCCAACUCGAAACUUUCCGAUCUUUAUGCGAAUGACGUUAAGAAAAUCAUUGAAACGAUUCAACAGAACGACAAAGGAGUCAGUGCAUUUAUAGCUGAGAGUUUGCAAAGUUGUGGUGGACAAAUAUUUGCACCUGUCGGAUAUUUCGAAAAAGUUUACGAAGCAGUGAGAAAAGCUGGAGGCGUCUGCAUUGCUGAUGAAGUUCAAGUUGGUUUCGGUCGAGUUGGAACUCAUUACUGGGCAUUUGAGACACAAAACGUUGUACCAGAUAUUGUAACGGUCGCAAAGCCGAUGGGCAACGGACAUCCAGUUGGUGCUGUCGUUACAACGAAACAAAUUGCUGAUAGCUUUGCUAAAACAGGCGUUCAAUAUUUCAACACUUAUGGAGGUAAUCCAGUUUCGUGUGCUAUUGCUAAUGCCGUGAUGCAAGUUAUCGAUGAGGAGAAGCUUCAAGAGAACUGUUUGGUUGUUGGAAAUUAUUUGCUGGAGAAAGCUGGCGAUCUUAUGAAAGAUUUUGAAUUGAUUGGCGAUGUUCGUGGAAUGGGAUUAUUUUUCGGAAUUGAAUUGGUAACGGACAGAAAGCUGAGAACACCAGCGACUGAAGAAGCAAAUUUUAUCGUUGAUCGUAUGAAGAAUGUUCAUAAAAUUCUUGUGAGUUCUGAUGGUCCCGAUGACAACGUUGUGAAACUAAAGCCACCGAUGGUUUUCGAUAAGGAAAAUGUCGAUGAAUUCAUUGCUGGAUUCAAAGAAUGCUUGCAACAUAUUUAUAAAGAGAAAGAGAAAUUCAUCGCACUUACUGCGUCAUCUCAAAUUCCAUGCAGUUUAACGCUGUCAGCUGCAAAAAUAAGCGAGAAACGCGAUAGAUUUAUAAAAUCGGUUUAAUAAUUAAAAGGGAAAAAGAUUUUUAGAAUAAUUUUAAUCAUUUAUUUGUAGAUUUAAUCCUUAACUUUUAAGAUAAUUGAGGAAAUUUAUUGACUAUACUUAAAAAUGUGUGAAUGAGAUGAAAUAUUUAACAGUUAUCUGACAGAUUAAUAGAUUUAAUAAAAACCAUUGAAACCAUUAGUGUGAGUCUUGCUAUGACUCUUAACGAAACAAGAUAAUAAAUAGAUUUUUAAUUACACUCAGCGAUCCAUAUAAAUUUUCGCAAAAUAUCUAUGAAAUAAACUAAAUAAAAGCGUCAGAAGUUAAUCUAUUUGGUAUUAUUUUAUGACCUUUCAUAUUUCAUUUUAUAAUUAUUUAACAUAAUUUGUAGCAUUGGUGGU